UAAGAGCACAAAAGGCCACAACCUCACUGAAAACUAAAACCAAAGCUGAAAUACUUCAUGCAAGGAAGCAUUUAAAGUCUCUUCUGAAUUGCUAACUGCCUGGGCUACUGGUGUGGACCUAAUGGCCUCACCUUCGGGAGUGACAAAAUGAUGAAUUCCACCACCCCUCAGCCCCCACAGUCCUGCCCCCGAAACACGCUCAUCGUGCAGCAAGUCAUUCCCGUGCUGUACUUGAUGGUCUUCAUCGCAGGGAUCUUGCUCAACAGCGUGUCGGCGUGGAUCUUCUUUUAUGUGCCCAGCUCGAAGAGCUUCAUCAUCUAUCUGAAGAGCAUCGUCGUUGCCGACUUCCUGAUGAGCCUGACGUUUCCUUUCAAGAUCCUCAGUGACUCCGGCCUGGGCCCCUGGCAGCUGGGCGUGUUCGUGUGCAGGGUCUCGGCAGUGCUCUUCUAUGUCAACAUGUACGUCAGCAUCGUGUUCUUUGGGCUCAUCAGCUUCGACAGAUACUACAAAAUCGUAAAGCCUCUUUUGACAUCUUUUAUCCAGUCAGUGACUUACAGCAAACUCCUGUCGGUGAUGGUCUGGCUCCUGAUGCUCCUUCUCGCCGUCCCCAACAUUAUCCUCACCAACCAGAGUGUUAAGGAUGUCACACAUAUAAAAUGCAUGGAACUUAAGAAUGAACUGGGCCUAAAGUGGCACAAAGCAUCCAACUACAUUUUUGUGGGCAUCUUCUGGAUUGUGUUUCUUUUGUUAGUCAUUUUCUACACUGCUAUCACAAGGAAAAUCUUCAAGUCCCACCUUAAGUCUAGAAGGAAUUCCAUUUCGGUCAAGAAGAAAUCUAGUCGCAAUAUAUUCAGCAUCAUGUUAGUGUUUUUUGUCUGUUUCGUACCUUACCACGUUGUCAGAAUCUUCUACACAAAGAGCCAGACAGAAGCUCACUACAGCUGCCACUCCCAAGAAAUCCUGCACUAUGUGAAGGAGUUCACUCUGCUGCUGUCCGCGGCCAAUGUGUGCUUGGACCCCAUUAUUUACUUCUUUCUGUGCCAGCCAUUUAGAGAAAUCUUGUGUAAGAAACUGAACAUCGCGCUAAAAGCUCAGGAUGACUCAGAAACGUCCAGGUGCAGGAGGGCACAAGCAGCACCUGAAAGCACAGACACGCUCUGAUUCCCGCGGCCGCUCCUGCACAGCCCGAGGUGCACGUGUGACCCUCAGUUACCAGCGCGAGGGGCAAAUCCGAAAAUGGCCAUGACGUUAAGCAUCACCUCUGAGCAUUACGAUCCAAUUUAGCAUGGUAAUAAAUUAUAAUGUGAGUUUCCAUGCUUCUGUGUAACAUGAAAGAAAAAAAUAAUACAUCUUUCAAUCAGAUCAAAAUAGAAGGUUAAAAUUUAUAAUCACUAAUCUGGUCAGUUAAUGUAGAACUUUAAAUAGCAAAUAAGAAAAUAAAAAGCAAUCAAGACCAUUCACAAGGGUGCCUUCCAUCUCUAAACAUAAGAAUUAAGUUAGUGAGUUGUGGAAAUUUUUUCAACAGGAUCAUUGAAGACCAACUUAAAAGUAGGCACAGUUUCAUAAAGGACUAAAGGUCUGGUUAGUAAAGAGUCAAGUUUUCUCUGAUUUGAAGAAGGAGAAAAAGCGGACACUCAGAAAACCACUUAAGAAAUUCCCUACUGAUUUAUCUCAUGGUAUUUUAAAAGAAAGCAAAUAAAAAUUAUAUACUUUGCAAUAAAAAAUGUAAUUUUUUAUGAUAGCAUUUUGAAGAGGACAUAAAAUGCACUUUAAUACGUUCUCUACAGAGACUUGUUAAUGAGCCUGGAGCUCUGAUCUCAGAAUAUUUUUACAGGUGGACUCUCCUGAGGGAAGCUGGGGACUGGUCUGUGUUGCCAGCAUCCUCCUCUGUUCAGUGGCAUGUGUCUGUCUGUCUGUCUG
Molecule: messenger RNA, 1920 nt
Organism: Artibeus jamaicensis (Jamaican fruit-eating bat)
Lineage: Eukaryota; Metazoa; Chordata; Mammalia; Chiroptera; Phyllostomidae
Gene: P2RY14
Product: purinergic receptor P2Y14
Exons: 2
Coding region: 148-1161 (337 amino acids)
Biological process (GO): G protein-coupled receptor signaling pathway
Cellular component (GO): membrane
Molecular function (GO): G protein-coupled purinergic nucleotide receptor activity
Source: RefSeq, a predicted model, not a curated record